AUGGGGUGGAUUCCUGGAGUUAAAGAAGGUGGUGAAGUAGAGAAUCUCCUCCCAGAUUAUUUUGUCACAGAUGCAUGCUGUAGUUGGAGACGACUUGCAUUUCUGACGAGUGAUGGCGAAUGUGUUCUUUGGAGUGACUACACCAAUGGACAGCUGCAUCCAAGAAAAGUUGAGGCCAGUAACAGAAAAUUUAAGGCUGCAGGAUGCUUAGAAUCGAGCUGCAUACUUCUAACAGGCAAGUUUUACUUCAUGCUUAAAAUAUCAAGGAUAAGGAUCAUUCUCUGAAAUACCUGGAGACAUACAUAUUGUACAGAAAUCAGACUGCCAUCAAUACAAGUUAUUUUGCUCAUUUUAAGUUACCUGGUCAAGUGCCUACCCAUAUAUGGUGGUGUAUUACUAUAAAUUUUGCCAUGCAUGAUUGUAAUCCCUUAUUACAGAAUAAUUCCAUAAUGCUUUUAUCAGUUAACUUAAAUGCCUUUCACAUCUGAAGGAGCACCUUUAGAAAAUGCACAAGUCACCUUUCUUUAAUCAGUUCAACCCUGAAUGGCAAUAUUAUUGUUCUGGUUACUGUGUCCUUUUGAUUUUACAUGUAUUAUACAUUAUACCUCAUCCAUCUGCAAACUGUCUCAAAUUAGGCAUUUCUUUUGCAUAGAUGAUGGCCAACCUGGUUAUGUACUACAUGAACAAGACCAGAAUGCCACCAAAGAUUUAAACAAAUCAGCUUCAAUGAUCUUUAGACCAAUGGACCUGAUGAAACAGAUGAUAUCAGUUGCUUGUGGCAAGGAACAUGCACUGCUUUUAUCUUCAUCAGGAGAAGUUUACAGUCUUGGCAAUGGAAGGUAUAUGGUGGGGUCUGAAAUUGACUGACUUUUCAAUACAGGCUCUAUCUGACAAAGUAAUACACAUUUAAAAUUUUUGGUCAUUAGUCGGCCUAAAGUGGAUGCCAGAAAAUGUUCCCCUUUCUUUAAUGGCUUGGGGAAAAAAAGAAUGAAUGCUUUGGACGUUUUAUGCUCUUGUUAAAACUGGCCUACUGUACUCUGGUGAUAGCAUGAUUUUGUGGAAAUGGGUAUAGAAGUAUUUUCAGUUUUGUUUCAAUGAUGCAAUGAGUUUCAUUUCAUGGAGAGAUUAUUUGUUGUGGAAUUAAGACCAGCUACCCCUUAAUUUAUUCAUCAUUUCAAAACCGUAUAGCAGGGCUUCUGAUAUUUCGCGGGAAAAAAGCAAAAUUUCGCGGGAUUUUCAGGGGCAAAUUCGCGGAAAAAUCGGCCGAUUUCGCGGGAAAAAAGUCAAACUUCGCGGGAAAAUCGGCCGAUUUCGCGGGAAAUUUCGGGGGGAAACUUCGCCAAGAAACAAUCAGUGAAAAACAGCCGAUUUCGCUGGAUUUGUUUGGCAAAUUUAACAGGGAUAAUCAUUUGCUCUUUCAACAACAGUUUGCUCGAGAAAUGAGCGAAUGCUAAAGCUAUUAACAUUAUGGUUAGUGCCCAGUUUUUCGCAACAUUAAUCUAAGAACGCCUGGUAGUUUUGGGACGUUGUUUACUCCUUGCAGUGAUGAAGUUUCAAGAUAAAUUUGUGCGUUUGGGGUGAAUAAAACAGGUGUUAUGGCGAAGAUAAGUAUUAAAUAUGUUUUGCCGACAAGUAUUUGGAAAUAUUUCUGGCGGAUUUCGCGGUAUUUCGCGUUUUUGGGGGAAUUUCGUGGGAUUUCGCGGAAAUACCUGAAUUUCGCGGGUCCGCGACCGCGCGAAAUAUCAGAAGCCCUGGUAUAGUGAGGGAGUUGUGCAGUACACUGUUCUGGAGAUUUAGUGCCUAGUACAGUGUAGGUAUUCUGUCACUUGUGUUUGGUGAGUGGGAAUUUUAAUCUUUACGAGUGUGCAUCUCUGUUUUGUUUCUUUUGUUUUCUGUUUUUGUUUUUGUUUGUUUGUGUGGUUUUUUUUUUAAUUUUUACCCUAGUGAAGCUACUGAAAAUUAUUACUAUAAUGAAUAUUGGUCUUUUACAGACUUUGUCACAAACAACAGCAGUAAACACCUGCAUAUACAGUUAGAACCUAUGAUUUUGGGCUUCAGGCUGAUUAAGUUCCGGCAUCUUCUUUCUUAUUUUUUAAGAACAUGUUUGAUUUUAUCAGGCUGGAUUGGUUCUUUAAAAUAUAAUAUAUGGUGAGCUUUUAUUUAUUGGCCAAUUUUCAGCCUGAUGAUGUUCUUAAGUAAUCCACUUGCUCUUAUCAGGGCAAAAACUUUUCUUUCUUUGUCCAAAGAAAAUAAAAUGCUGCCAAAACAGGUUUCGACAUUUGCAACCUGUGGGUUUACCAAUGCGACUAGUUUUUUUUAUUUUACUAAGUGGCAACCAACUUUUCACUCCUGGUUGCCAACCUGGCCCCCAAGAUAAUUAUGUUACCUUCUUUGGGAAAGCGUAUACUUAUGAUGAUCCAUUAUUUGUUAGAAAACUAACGGAUAGCAAACGGCUUUUCUAACUUUCAAAAGGUUUGCCCAAACGGUUUGUCUAUCUUGAUUGCACAAUCGAUUGCCAAUUUACAAUGUUCUUAUAAAAAAUUACAGAAAAAUAAUCGAGAAAGAUUGUUGUCUAUAUCUUGGCACUUUAAUAUUUCUUGAACUUCUUGUAAACAACUUUAAGCCCAUCGCGUAGAGCGUGUUGUGAAGACCCAUAUUAAAGCUCUGCUGUAUUUUAUUGACUUCCAGUAACAUACUGUUGAAGACACCCCUGGAAGUGAGGCUGUUUGUCAAACAGACUUCUCACCAAGUCAACUUCUUUGCCCGUAAAUAUCAGCAACGUUUUCUUCUUUGUGGAGGAGACUUUUGAUCAUGUGCUAGGCAAUUUCUGAACAUCAAUGCAAAUAUGGGACGCAAAACAAAUGUUUGCAGAUUUUUUUUUUCUUUCUGAACCCUAAUAAGUUUUUCAGUCUGUGAUUCCAAAGUUUGUUUAACUACAUGUGUUUGUUCAACUGCAUUUCCUGAAGCUUAAAUACCUGUUUGAGGAGAUUUAUGCCUCACAAUUAUAUAUAUUUACGAGAAAUUCGAGAUGCCGCCAUAGUAUGUGAGUUCUUCGAGAGAUGUUAUGAAUUUAAGAAUGGACAUUGUUAAUAAAACAGCCUGGCGAAAACCGCUGGAAAGGAAGUUGUUGGUUUUAAGAUCUUACAAAAUAAUGUUAAAUUACUGACUUGAGCAUUCUUUUUCUGUUAAAGCUAAGUAAAAGACAUUUAGUUUCCCGUAUUUCAUUUAUUCUUUAAUAUAAUUUUUGGCAACAAGAAUACUUGUUCUGGUGACCAAAAAUAAAGCAAUGGGCGUCAGCUGGCCCCAAGAUUUGAAUCGAGCACUGCUGUGACAAUUCAAGUUACUUUUCAGUACUUUAUUCUAUUCAAGCUAUCGACUCACGAUAAAUUUCACUUGUCCAGUUGGAUGAGUGCUUUAUGAGUUUGAGUCAUCUGAGGCCAAAACCUAUUUGUCUCAGUUUAGCGGACGAGUGAAAGUUUUUUGCCCUGCUAAUAUACAUUAUUCUCACACAGUAGAGGACAACUUGGACGUGGUUUAAUAGUUGAAGAACAAAAUGCUGCAGUUAUUCCAGCCCUGGAGGGAAUCAAGAUUCAGUUUAUAGCUGCAGGUGGUUGGCAUUCUGCAGCAGUAAGUGGUAAGAGUGCAUUUUAUUAAUUUUUUCAAAUAUUUUCUUCCCUUAAUUGCGCAGUUAUUUAUAUCUAUUUAAUAUUUCAGUCAGGGAUUACUGGUCGUACCGUAGUUAGUAGAUCGAGGAGACUGGUUAUGAAAGGUGGCAAACAACAAAUUGUGACUGAAUGAACUGAUGCGACAUUUUAAUUGGUCAAUAAAAUUAGCGUGGGAGCAAGCUCUCCAGGGCGCUCUGGCAGUGGGGCAGGAAAAGGAAGGAGAACUUGCAACUGUGUCUCUGGAAUUUGAAUUCCACCUCCAAUUCCCCUGUGGCUCCCCGUCGACUGAGCUGUCAGAUUUCCGCCAAUCAGCGCGAAGUGAAAAUGAACGCGAAGUGAAAAUGAGCGCGAAUGUAAACAAACAUUGAAAACCACUUGCCAAGGGUAAUGACGUCGUUACCAAUGUCAUCCAAUCAGCAUUUGACAUCAACUUUUUCGAUGCAGAUAGGCAAAUUCCAGAGACCAGUAAGUAGUUGCAAGCUCUCCUUCCUUUUCCCACCCCACCGCCAGAACGCCCUAGAGAGCUUGUUCACAAGCUGCGAUAAUACCAAAAUGAUAGGGAUGCUAUUGAACGUUGCGCAUCAUCAGGUCCACAAAUACAAUAACAAAGAAGUCUGACAGACUUCAUAGCCAUUCCACUCUAUUUGCAUGGUUGUACUUAUACAGCAGUCCCCAGGGGCGGAUCCAGGAUUUUUUUUAGGAGGGGGUGCACUCGUCUCUUGCUCUACUUCAACACCAAUAAACCACAUAGUUUUUUUUUUUUGGGCAGAAUACCAGUUGUAUUAAAACACCGAAAGGUCAUCUCAGGGGGGGUGCGCACCCCCUGCGCCCACCCCCUAGAUCCGCCCCUGGUCCCACACUCAUGGUUUGGGUUAUUUUAGACUGGGUUUCAACCAUCAGAGAACAUUAUUUUGAAUGGAGUAACAAAUUCUUAUUGUUGGGUUCCAAAUUCCCAUUAUUCUAUAUUUGUAUUCUACCUACAUUGUAACAUUACCUGUUCCUUAGGUCUUUCUCCGUUAUCUCUCUUUGUUGUAAUUUUUAGUUUCCUUAAACAUGUAUUUCUAUGAGGAUGACUUGUUUAUGACUAGAGCAAUGGUAUCAAAGCAGCUGUUUAAAUGCAGAUUUUUAGCUUCUGAGAAAACUUAAACUGUCUGUCAAAAUGUUCUCUUUAAAGUCUGUUAAACUAAAUCACCCAGUCUUUCCUCCUUUCCCACCCCACCCUCAAAGUUUUUUAUGGUCGGCCCCUUACUGUUACCCCUUACUAUUAAAGGCACUAAGAAAUGAUAAAAUAAGACAAAUCAAAGACAUAAAAAAUAAAUAUCUGAAUAGUAAAUUUGAUCUUCAUCUUCAUCCAGAUCUGUCUGGCAAAUACAGUAAUGACUGUGUGUGUGAGGUCGGAUCGAUUCCAUGUCUGAAUGUCUCGUAUCACUUUCAGAACUCAUUAUUCUUGUUUUAUCUACAGAUGUUUACAUUCAAGCUUUAGCUACUUUCCUUUGAUUUGUGCUGUUUUUAACUGAAAGAGGUCAGGGACAACGAUAAAAAUCUCCACACACUGCUUGGGAAAUCUGCUUGCCGUGAAACAGAAUGUCCUGAAAUGACGUUGCAGUCAUUCCCAAAAUGUGAUAUGGAGAGAGAUUGUAUCGUUUGUACCCCACUGGAAGUGAAAUUUCGCGUUUUUGGUUGGUCAGAAAAUAUUUCCUUAUCAGUACACCGUGUUAAGAUUCUAUCUAGCAUAUUAAAAAAAAAUUGUCACAUACACUGUAAAGGCUCAACACAUGUUUCAUUCACAUUGUGUUUUGUUUAUUGAUCUACUAUUUAAUAGAAUGUGGUGAUCUUUACAUGUGGGGAUGGAACGAGACAGGACAGCUGGGUUUGUCUGUCAAUCAUGAUGACACUGAUGAUGACAGGCAGACAGCAACCAGUGGAAAAGUUCCAUGUCAGACCUUCCCUGUCCCUAUGGACCUUCCUGGUGAUUUAGAUGUUAUGACAGUUAGCUGUGGAUCAAGACACACUGCUGCAAUAGCUGGUACAUCAAGCAAAUAUCAUUUCCAUUUCUUAGUUUUUUUGUGUGUGCGUGUGUUUGAAAGGAAUAAUCAUGGGCUCAAAAAAAGGGGACCUGCGAAGGGACGUUUACCUUGCACGUCCAUUUUUUCUUGAGCCCAUAUCCCUGUUAAGCAUCUGCUACAUGCAGUAGGCUAAUUCGUGUAAAAUGUACAGUCGACUCCCGAUAACUCGAACCUUCAAGGGAAAUCGAAAAAAGUUCGAGUUAUCGGGAGUUUGAAGAAAAUAGCCGAGAGUAACGUAAAAAACAGUUUUUACUGCACAUUGAACAUUUUUAUCACAUUUAGUUGUAGAAAUGUCAAGUGAAUUUUAAAAGAUACUUCUAGAUUAUAAAUCAGAACGUAACGUAACAAGACAUAGCCUAAAUAGAGCAUGCGUUUUACUGUUUUGAGAAGAAAAUAAUUAAGCUGCUUCACCGUAGCCUCUGACAAUCAACAUCAGCCUCCACUAGUAAACUAUACUCCUACAACACGUCAAUGGGAAAUCCAAAAUUCAAUGUUUCGGACGCCAGAAGACGGCUUUUUUCCCGACUUUUUAAGGGCUCAAAACAUGGUUCGAGUUAUCGAGGGUAAAAUUAUAUGGAAAAUGACCUGAGGGGAAACGAAGAUUGGUUCGAGUUAUCGAGGUUUCGAGUUACCGGGGGUAAAAUUACAGUGAAUGUAUGACGGAAAUCCAGGGGAAAUCGAUUUUGGUUCGAGUUAGCGCGAGGUUCGAGUUAGCGAGGGUUUGAGUUAUCGUGAGUCGACUGUAUGCACCGUACAGUAUGAUGCUACAACGUUUUUACCAACUUCCUUUUCUUUUUCAGGUGAUGGAAGUGUAUGGACCUGGGGAUGGGGUAAGAUUUCAUCAGUUUUAUUUUUUACUUCCCUUCCGCUCUCAGAUAAAAGGGAUGCAAAAAGAAUCUCCUAUGAUAAGGAUGUAUUUGAAGUGAAAUUUAGUCUUAAUAUGUUUUUGCAGUCCUCUGUUUUUGAGUAGCUUUUACAGACAUUAACAAGAGGGCCCCAGUCCGCUGAUUGAGAUUCCGCUGGCAAAAGGUCAACUGUACUUUGUUUAAUGUCGGGUUUACAUCUUAUAUGCUUUACAAUUCCUAAAGCUACCACUAACGUCCGUUUGUUACUGCGUUCGUUCUAGCGUUAACUCACACGUUACAUGACAAUACCUAAUAUGCAUAUUAUUCCCGCCACUAAGCGUGUCGUGCAUGAAGUCACGACAUAACACUUUGGUGAUAAACGACCUAGCGGGAAAGCAAACUGAACAUUAGCGAAACCACUCGCUAGAUAAGCGAUCAGGGUGGGUUGCCGUAUUCCAGGGUACGACAAAAGUGCUGUACAACAGCGCGGGGCUUUUGCAGCGACUUGUCAGCCCAGCAUGUUUUAAUUACGAGUUAACUGACGGUCAUCAACAAGAUAAAGUAAAUGUUAGUGGGAAGGGGGUUCGGUAGGCCUGCACGACUUGUCCGGCUCUUUUUUAAACUUUCUUCUGGUUAUACCUUCCUUAAACGGAGAGUGCUCGCCCAAACCACGCCCCCAUCGCGCCCCCUUACUGCUUCUGCUGUUGCCAGAUAAAUAAAAAAAAGAGUACAUGAAUGGUACAUUUAUGUUCCAGGGCAUUAUGGCCAACUUGGACACGGAGACACAGUGAGCAAAUAUACGCCAUCUCAAGUCCAUUUCUUCUCCUCAUUAAAACACAAAGCAAAGACACUGUGUUGUGGCGAUUGGUCGACGUUUGUGAUAGCUGCAAAAUGA
Molecule: messenger RNA, 7471 nt
Organism: Porites evermanni
Lineage: Eukaryota; Metazoa; Cnidaria; Anthozoa; Scleractinia; Poritidae
Source: the annotation of a GenBank genome assembly